Carcharodon carcharias (great white shark) is the source of this 282-nucleotide messenger RNA. Its product is annotated as cortexin-1-like. The transcript has a single exon. Bases 1 to 282 code for a protein of 93 amino acids. The record is from RefSeq and is a predicted model, not a curated record. Lineage: Eukaryota; Metazoa; Chordata; Chondrichthyes; Lamniformes; Lamnidae.
AUGAAUGAUGCUGCCACAAUGAGUGACAUGUCUACAGUAGAUGAUGAACUGCUGGCUUCAACGACUAUGGAUCUCAAUGGGGACUCCACCUAUUCGGUGCCCAUGGGAGCUGAGCAAAAAACUGUAUUUGCAUUUGUGAUUUUCUUAUUGGUUUUCCUGAUAAUUCUGGUGGUCCGGUGUUUUCGAAUAUUGCUGGACCCCUACAGCAGGAUGCCUGCUUCAUCAUGGUCUGAUGGCAAAGACGGGCUGGAAAGGGGACAGUUCGACUAUGCCUUGGUGUGA